CCUCCUCCUCGUCCUCCCUCCUCUCUGCGGCGACGUCGAAUGGCGCAGCACCGCCAAGGAUCACAAGCUUGGCGGGACUGGUGCGACGGCGAGGGGUCCGACGACGACGACGACGACGGUGAGGAGGGCGUGGGCGGGGUUCUGUCGGCGUUCGUGUGCCCGAUCACCAUGGAGGUGAUGCGCGACCCCGUGGUGGUGGAGACGGGCCACGCGUUCGAGCGGGAGGCGAUCGCGAGGUGGUUCUCGGCGUGCGUGGAGGACGGCGCGCGCCCGCGGUGCCCUGUCACGAUGGAGCCCGUCGACGGCGCUGACCUGAAGCCCGUCAUGGCGCUACGUGCGGCCAUCGAGGAGUGGACGGACAGGCGGGACAGCGCCGAGCUCCGCGGGGCGUGCCGGUGGCUCACCAAGGCUGCCUCGGAGAAGGAGGCGCUACGCGGGCUGGACCGCGUCAUGCGCGGGUGGAGCGGCGCGAGGGUGGGCAAGCGCGUGGUGCGCCGCGACGGGAUGGUGCCCAUGGUCGCCGCCAUGCUGAGGAGCGGCAGCGCAAGAGUGCGCCUCAGAGCGUUACAAGCUCUUCGUGAGUUUGCAAGAGAAGGCGACGAAUACAGGGAGUCUGUAUCCGACGGGGACACAAUUCGUACCAUUGUUAAGUUCAUCGAUCACGAGGAUUGCCAGGAGAGGGACUUGGCUGUAUCAGUUUUGUGUGAGCUUUCAAAGUCUGAAUUGGUAUGCGAAAGGAUAAGUGAUUUGAACGGAGCGAUUCUUAUCUUGGGCAAGGUGGCCUGUAGCAAAGCACAAAACCCAGCGUUAGCUGAGGAGGCUGAGAUGACGCUUGAGAAUCUGGAGAGAUGCGAGAAGAAUGUUCUGCAAAUGGCUGAAAAUGGAAGACUGGAACCUCUACUGAAUCUGCUCAGUGAAGGUUCUCCAGAAAGGCAGCUGCGUAUAGCCUCAUCUCUAGAAAAGAUUGUUCUGUCUAAUGACUUAAAGAACUUGGUGGCCCAAAGAGUGGGUUUACUAUUUGCUGGUGUUGUUGAAAAUGGUACCUUGCAGGCAAAAGAAGUUGCUUUCAAGGUGUUAGAUCAUAUAUCCAGCAAUACAGAAAGUGCCAAAGUUCUUAUAGAGGAUGGAAUCCUUCUCCCACUGUUCCGAGUUCUCUCUGUUGAUGGUGUCAAAUUCCUUCCACCAAGGCUGCAAGAGGCUGCUGCAGCAGUUCUAUCUAAUCUGGUAGCUUGCGGUGUUGACUUUGGGACAGUCCCACUGGAUGAUAAUCGUACUAUAGUGUCUGAAGACAUUGUUCACAGCUUACUUCAUCUGAUCAGUAACACCUCACCACCAAUACAGUGCAAGCUUCUUGAAAUAUUUGUUGUGCUAAGUAGUUCUACUACCACUGUUCUGUCAAUUACCUCAGCUAUAAGGUCUUCUGGUGCUAUAACAAACUUGGUUCAAUUUGUCGAGAGUGAUCAUCAGGAGAGUCGUGCUGCUUCCAUAAAACUGCUGUGCAAAAUCUCAUUUGCAAUGGACCAUGAGAUAGCACAAGUCCUCCGAAGUAGUCCUACACUACUUGGAUGCUUAGUAAGGAUUAUCAGCGACAAUGAUGCAGAUGCAGAUGAGCAAGAUGCUGCACUUCAGGUUCUGGCAAAUCUUCCUAAAAGGGACAGGCGUCUUACCAUGGAGCUCAUGGAGCAAGGGGCUUUCAAAUAUGUUGCUCGUAGGGUGUUAAGCAUAUGUCGAAGAGGGGUUACCAGUAACGCCUUUGAUAGCACAAUGCUUGAAGGCCUUGUCAAAGUUCUAGCAAGGAUAACAUAUAUUUUACGGGAGGAACCACGCUGUGUUGCCCUGUCUCGCGAGUACAAUCUUGCUUCACUUUUUACCAGCUUGCUGAGGCUGAAUGGACUGGACGGUGUACAGGUGCUCUCUGCAAAGGCAUUGGUGAAUCUCUCUGUUGAAUCAAGAUAUAUGACUGGCACACCAAAUUUUGAUGAACAUGAUCAGAAGUCUGUGCUGACCUGGUUUGGCAAGAAACAACCAGGUAUUCAACUCUGCCGCGUUCACUCUGGAAUCUGCUCGAUCAGGGACAAUUUUUGCAUUCUGGAAGGGAAGGCAGUGGAGCGACUGGUUGCUUGUCUUAGCCAUCAAAACAAGAAGGUCGCUGAAGCCUCUUUGGCUGCACUUUGCACCAUACUUGGGGACGGGGUGGAGAUCGCUGAAGGUGUUUCGGUGCUCUCCAGGGCCAAUGCAAUUGAACCAAUCUUCGAAAUCUUGAAAGGAAACCCGACAGGCACACUUCAGCAGAGAGCAACAUGGGCUGUCGAGAGGAUCUUGCGGGCAGAGAACAUUGCGAAAGCAGCUUCAGGUGACCGUGGCCUGAGUUCUGCCCUUGUUCAUGCUUUCCAGAAUGGGGAUACCAAGACACGGCGUAUUGCAGAGGCAGCACUGAAGCACAUCAACAAGCUGCCAACUUUCUCCCAAAUCAUUGAUAGGCAUCCCUCGAGGCGAGGCUCGUCGAUCGGAAGCAUGGAGCGCUACUUCAGGUCAGAUCGCUAGGUUACGGAAUUGUGAACUGACAUGAUGACAUGACAUGAAUAUAUAUGCCUUGUGGACAAUGAAUUUAUUUCCAUCUCAAUUUAAUUUUAUUAAUUUGCUAACGCUAAGAAUUAGAUGGUACAGUUAAUCGUGUCGAAAAAAAUGCAGAUAGACAUUGAUAGUCUUGAUCUUGUGUAUAUUUUGGUUUAUGUACUUGUAAUUUUGGCAGUUCAUGUGUAUAUGUUAUUUUCUGUACUUGCUAGUUUUACAUUCUUCGUGUCUAAGAGCAGGUACAAUAGCAGGCUAUAAGCUAGCUAUAAGUAUAUUUUAUAGAGAUAAGAGGAGAGAGAGAAAAGACGUGGGCUACUAAAUUGUAACACACACGGACUCCAAGACACAGUGUGUGUAUGACAUG
Molecule: messenger RNA, 2938 nt
Organism: Oryza brachyantha (malo sina)
Lineage: Eukaryota; Viridiplantae; Streptophyta; Magnoliopsida; Poales; Poaceae
Product: U-box domain-containing protein 44-like
Exons: 4
Coding region: 40-2544 (834 amino acids)
Biological process (GO): protein ubiquitination
Molecular function (GO): protein binding; ubiquitin-protein transferase activity
Source: RefSeq, a predicted model, not a curated record